Molecule: messenger RNA, 2868 nt
Organism: Diutina rugosa
Lineage: Eukaryota; Fungi; Ascomycota; Pichiomycetes; Serinales; Debaryomycetaceae
Product: leucine-rich repeat domain-containing protein
Exons: 1
Coding region: 1-2868 (955 amino acids)
Molecular function (GO): protein binding
Source: RefSeq, a predicted model, not a curated record
AUGAACACACUUCCACCAGAAGUGGUGGAGUUAAUUGCACGUCAUGUUGACCGAGUCCUGCUAUUCCGGUUGAUACAGCUACUGUCCCUUGAUCCACGAUGGCACAACGUGUACAACUAUUUGCGCUGCCGGCCCUAUAUCAUCACCAUCGAUAAGGAUCCUCUCAAUUGCAAGGCAUUGGAACAGCUCGACGAUAUCAUUCCUCAUCUUGAAAACAUCACGUUGAUCCCUUAUCAAGGAAAAAGACUUAACCAGGGUAUCAUCAAUGACCUUAUACGAAGUUUUCCCCUUAAGAACAUCAAUAUCCAUUAUCCUGCUGUCAAUGGCAACCACUGUCACUCCUUCGAUCGUGUUACUCUGUUAAAGUGCAACGCAGACAGUCUUGCUUCAGUGACGUCGCAAUUUCCACACUUGGUUCAUUUGACCCUAAAUUUAACUGGUACCGAACCCCAUUAUUUAAUACCUCCAUUGCCCAUAACUCUCGAGAAGUUGAAUAUUCUGAAUUGGAGUUUAUGCACAGUGACACCGCCUCCGCUGGUCAUGUCCCUACAUUUAGAAAUGGGACUGUUUGUGAUUGAACCAAAUGACUCAGGAGAGUUGCGUCAUCUUGAGGAGUUGAAACUAAAAUAUGUGAAAAAGUUGUCAUGGGGUGUGCAGAAAGUCCCUCAACUCUCACGAUUUGGCCUGAUAAAGCACUUGGAACUGGUAUUGACCCCACCUGGAAUUCCAGACCCAGUGGAAUCGCUUUUUCAAAAUGAUAUAAAGCCUCUGCCUCGGCCAACCAAAGUGAAACUUACAAAACAUUAUAACUCGUUGGAAUUGGAGAUUGAUUUGAGUACGGAUAGUGCCAGCGAAGUAUUCAAAUUUCCAUCAGACACCUGGCGCUCUGAUGUGAUAGAUACCAUUGAUUGCCGCGCUAUGGGAUUCCCAGAUGAUCUACAAGAGCUUGUCAUAUCCAAAUUCAAUAUGCACAGUCUAACCCAAAUGCCCUCAGAGUUGACACGUCUAGUUGCCACGGAUAACUAUCUACAGCAUAUCGAUCCAUUCCCACCAAAACUCACGUAUUUGGAUGCACUGUAUAACAAGCUUGAACUGGUGAGUUUGUCUCCUUCACUCAAAUUUGUCGACCUCUCAAGAAAUCAAUUCUCCAAAAUAAUGCAUAUACCAGCGCUGAUAAAGCACUUGAACCUUUCGAAGAAUAAGAUUGAAUCACUUGAAGGAAUAAGCGGUGGGGAAAGUCUUGAAUACCUAGACUUGCAAAAUAACUUACUUCUGGUCGUCAAUAUUAGCCUUCCGAAUUUGUCAGUGUUAAACCUCAAUUCCAACAAGUUGGUUGAUGUGAGUUUGAAAUGCCCUAGGUUAUCCAAAGUUUCAUUGAAGAAAAAUAACUUCACGAGAUUGCCAGAUUUGCCAGGCGAGAUCAUGGAGUUGGACUUAUCGAAUAACCUGAUAACAGAUUGGAGAGGACUAGCAAGCCUUCACCGGCUAAGACUGCUUGAUAUCUCUGAAAAUAAACUAAGCUCUUUGCCGCUUGAAAUUGAGCGCCUUGUCAACAUAGAGUCGCUUCACGCUAACUAUAAUCAACUUGAGGAGGUCCACUUUGAGCACAACUCUAGCUUGAAGGAACUUCAGCUUGAUGGUAAUCGUUUGAAAAGUAUCGAUUUGACGACAUUGUCACUUCAGGUUGUUAGUAUUUCCAACAACCAACUUCAUGAGUGUGACCUUCCUUUACUGGUGGUCAGGGUUUCAUUAUCUAGAAACAAUAUUCGUCAUCUUCAGUCAUUCAGAGGUUACGCACAACUUGAGCAUCUUGACAUUAGCUCCAAUCGUUUGGAACUGGUGAUCUUGCAUGCCUCACUGGUGAAGCGCUUAGCGGUGUGGGGUAAUUUUUUGAAAGACAUAAUUGUACCCAAGGAGGCCAUCCCUGAAGUUUCGUUUGGUUCUGAAAACAUUCAAAACAUCCGAAUUGGUGAUAGUUUUGACCUGCUGAAAGUCAUUUUCCAGAACCCCAAAGGGCUGACGGAAAACCAUUGGCGCUCAGAGGUUGUCUUCAGCGAUGACCGACUUCACAUUCCGGGGGGCGUUGCUGUCGGAAUAAUCGAUAUUCCGCCCGGUUUACGUGAGCUCGAUAUCGCGAUCAGUGAACUGCUGGACUUUUCUCGUUGGACUUUACCCCAUCAUAUCAAUAAGGUAAAGCUAACACGCAAGGUCAACCCUCAAUUUCCUAAAGUUCGAUUUAUGUCCACAGAAUUGGUGAAGCCACCCGGAGGAAACCAUUGUUUUGCCUAUCUCGAUCAUUUGACCUAUUUGAAAAUUGUUGGGCUCAAUGUCAAAAUGAGCCGUAGUCAGCCGAUGGUCUGUCCAAUGACACUUCGGUAUCUUAACUUUGAUUUUAAUGUCAGUGAUGAAAUCUGGAUUAAAUUUAAUGGUAAGGGUUCAACGAGUCUCUUCUCGCUUCUGAUUCAGCUGUGUUUUCAAGAUUCUGCUUCGAAUCAGUUAUUGAGUCGAUACACGUACGAUAGCAUCGGCCAUAACGAAAACACUCAACACUCAAACCUUCGAAUCAUUGAGGCACUGACGCCCCCGAUCAUACCCGAGUUAGGUGCAGUAAGUGAGCAGACGCUACACGCUUGCACUGAGGUCGAAAUCGAGAUGGCGCAAGGUACUAUGCAGCCUUACCCAUGGCCACCCGAAGUAAUUUCAUCGGUUUUCGAUCCCGCCAAAUGCCCACCUCGCCUUCAAGGUUACAUAAAUGAGCGAAAAUUUGGUGUCAACAACGUCGUUUACUGGGAGUACCCUAACCCUCAUUGCUUUGAUGAUGUCAAUCCUGACUUUUGGCCUCGUACCGCUAGCAUUCAAUAUAUAUGA